AAAAAAUAUGGCGGCGUCAUUAGAAUUAGAUGAUAGAUCUACUAAAACUAAAAAGAAAACAGAAAUGGUGUACAGAAUUUUAGUUUAUUUGCGAAAUUGUCAUAGAAAAUCGAGCUAUUUAAUUAUUCAUAGAAUUAUACAACAAAAUCUAAUCAGUGAUUGUUUGUUUUCUAAAUAGCAUCUUCCAGAAAGGUCGAGUCGAGCCUCGGCUCACGUACGAUCACAACAAAUACGCGAAACAAUGAAAGGAACAUUGUCGAACUUUCUGCUUGUUUACUUCAUAGAGUUGCUAUCUCUCUAUAAAAGCUGGUACACACAGAGAAAGAAUUCAGAUGACUUGAACCUCGAGCGACAAAAUACAGUGAUACGUGCCUUGAUUUUGUACAAGCUACGAACAUUUAUUUAAAAUAUUUCUCAUAUUUAUUUUGUUAGUGGUGAAACCAUUUCAAAAAGAGGAAAAUGUUUGCAGUUGUUCCAAGAUAUUUUGAUGACAGUGGUCUCUUUCAACUAGCAGAUGAGAUGAUAAACAAUCCCUGGUUUACAAGACCAACCUUUGCAGAUCGAGCUCUAGCAAAUCUCAAUGAAAGAUUUGGUGAUUCACAAAUUCAGAACACAGACAAGGAAUUCAGAGUGAAUCUUGACUUGCAUCAUUACAAACCUGAAGAAGUUAAGGUUACAUCUGACAAUAAGAAAAUCACUGUCCAUGCCAAACAUGAAGAGAAGCAAGACAAACAUGGAUAUGUCUCUCGUGAAAUGAUCAGAACCUAUGCAUUGCCAGAAGAUACAGAUGCCAAGUCAGUGACAUCAACAAUGAAUUCAAAUGGCGUUCUGAACAUCAGAGUUGCCAAGAAAGCCAUUGAACCUCCUAAAGAAAUUCCAAUAGCUGUUGAAUACAAAGGAUGAAGAAGGAAAAGUACAAAGUAUUAAGAUGCACAUAGUAUGAUGUAUUUUUCAGUAUUAUGUGUACAUCUAUUGAAAAUGCUGUUAAUAAUUGUUGUUAAUGUAUCAUUUUUUAUUGAAUUGUGUUAAAAAGCAUUUUUAUUACUUUAUUAUAAACAGUAAUUUAUUUCUCUUUGUAAUGCAUAAUUUUUUUUUUCAAGAAGGCUGUUUAUGUAUAACUAAAAUUCCUUUUCUUAGAUUUUAAGUAACUUUUUUAAAAUUCUAGUUCUAAUUGAUUACUCAAUGUUGUAUAAAUAUGAAAUAACAUAUUUGUAUGUUAAAAUUUUUUAAAAUUUUGUCUAAAUAAAAAAAAAUAAAAAUUA
Messenger RNA from Biomphalaria glabrata, 1262 nucleotides. RefSeq names its product heat shock protein Hsp-12.2-like. Gene Ontology annotation, biological process: protein refolding; response to heat. Gene Ontology annotation, molecular function: protein folding chaperone. The transcript has 3 exons. Bases 460 to 903 code for a protein of 147 amino acids. NCBI's taxonomy places the organism in Eukaryota, Metazoa, Mollusca, Gastropoda, Planorbidae. The record is from RefSeq and is a predicted model, not a curated record.